Pantherophis guttatus is the source of this 3474-nucleotide messenger RNA. The record is from RefSeq and is a predicted model, not a curated record. Lineage: Eukaryota; Metazoa; Chordata; Lepidosauria; Squamata; Colubridae.
CUUUCGUGGGCUCCUUGCACCGGGGCUGACCAGAGGGCGGAAAUGCCGCCUCCAGCGCCCCCUUUUCCCCUCCCCCAAAGGGCCUAAUGUCCCCUGAGCGAAAGGGGAGGGGCGGGGGGGCAGCAGCCCAAGGAGCACAAAAUGCCCCCCCUCGGCGUGCACCCGGGGGCCUUCUCCCCCUCCCCGCCCCGAAGUUCCUGGGCUGAGCCGGGCAUCUGCUGGGAGGCUGCGGGCUCCCGUUCUCCCGCCGCCCACGCGGGAAGCUCCGCUCUAGGCGGCAUCAGGGCAGGAUCGCGGCGCCCCGCAGGCGAACGAUCCGGGACCCCCGCCCGGGUGAGACCCCGGGAAGCAGGGCGGGAUUGCCCCCGCAGGCUGGUUCGCGUGGAGGCUGCCCGGCAGAGCCCUCUGAGCGCCCCGCCCGCCCCGAAGAUGAAUAAGGCGGCCACGGAGGUCUCCGAGAAUAGCCACCACCUGAAGGUCUUCCUGCCCAAGAAGCUGGUGGAGUGCGUGCCCAAGUGCCCGGCCCUGCCCAAGGAGCGCCUGCGCUGGAACACCAACGAGGAGAUUGCUUCUUACCUGAUCACCUUUGAGAAACAUGAGGAAUGGCUCUCGGGCUCCCCCAAGAGCAGACCCCAGAACGGCUCCCUCAUCCUCUACAACCGCAAGAAGGUGAAAUACCGGAAGGAUGGCUACUGCUGGAAGAAGCGGAAGGAUGGCAAGACUACGCGCGAGGACCACAUGAAGCUGAAGGUCAAAGGGGUGGAGUGUCUCUACGGCUGCUACGUCCAUUCGUCCAUCGUUCCGACAUUCCACCGGCGCUGCUAUUGGCUACUCCAGAACCCGGAUAUUGUCCUGGUCCACUACCUGAACGUGCCGGCCAUCGAAGACUGCGGGAAGAUCUGCAGCCCCAUCCUGUGCUCCAUCAACAGUGACCGCAAGGAGUGGCUGAAGUGGUCGAAGGAAGAGCUGGUUGGGCAGCUGAAACCCAUGUUUCACGGGAUCAAGUGGACGUGCAGCAACGGGAGCAGCACCGCCGACUUCUCCGUGGAGCAGCUGGUGCAGCAGAUCCUGGAAAGCCACCAGGCCAAGCCGCCCCCCCGGACACACGCCUGCCUCUGCAGCAGCAGCCUCGGGAGUCCCGGCCACGUCCCGCACAAAUGCAACAGCAUUAAGCACCGGAUCAUCUCCCCCAAGGUGGACGUCCGUCCUUGCCCCUUCCCGGCCCUGACAGAAGUACAGAACAUCUCGGGCAGCCCCGAGGCCAGAGCUGAGGCUGACCUGGCCAAGGGGCCUCUCCUGGACAGCAAAGGCCCCAAGCCGGCCAAGACCAGCUCCCCCACCAUGGCCGAUGCCAUCCCCGACUCCACACAGCCGUCCCCUGCUCUGGCCCGGCCCGGCAGCUUCCCCAAACAGGAGCGGCCCCCGGGCACCCUGUCCGUCAGCCUGCCCGGCAGCACCAUCUUCGUCAUGGCUGGCCCGAGCGGGGCUGAGAAGCCGCUGGCCCUGACCCCCAGCCAGCACCUGGUCUCCGGAGAGGGGGGAGUGGCCCCCACAGCACCUCUCGGCCUGGCUGUCCUGCCCGGCCUGGUCCUCUCGCAGAGCCUGGAGUCCGCCAUGGAGACCAAUGAGGGGGCCUCGGACGCCUUCGACCCGGACCGCUUCCUGAACAGCCCCAAGCAAGGACAGACGUACGGGGGCGGCCCGGGCCUUCAAACCGAGCCAGAACCCACUGAUAAUGCCCCGGCCUCAGGCUACUCGCUCUACGUCUCCACCAAUCGCUUCUUCAUCCAGGAUGACGGGGCCAGGCAGGGGCCCACACCCGUCUCGGCCAGCCCCACGGUGGUGGCAGCGGAAGCCAAGAGCAGCACAGAUGCACCCAUGGAGACGGCGGGCGAAGGGGACUCCCGGGCCGAGGUGCUGCCGGGGGAAGUGGGCGGAGAGGCCGGGGGGGUGCCGGAGAUCUCUCCCAAGGAGCUGCAGGAGGAGCUGUACUCGGUCAUCCAGAGAGUGGCUGCAGCGGCCGCGGGAGGCCCCUUCGGCCUGUCCUUCGACAGCCAUUUCCCAGACCUCAUUAGCGAGCUGAUGACGGAGGGCACAGUGGCAGAUGGUGCAGGCAGCCCAAACGGCCCCAGUCCUGGGUCGGAGAGCCCAGAGCCGGUUCUGCCGGAGCCCCUGGCUGAGCCUUGCUACGCGGCGGAGGCCGUCUUGGGGCGCUCCGCUCAGCCCUUGGUCUCCAUCACCGACUUCUCACCUGAGUGGUCCUACCCGGAGGGGGGCGUCAAGGUGCUGAUCACCGGCCCCUGGAUGGAUGAAUCAGAGUCCUACAGCUGCCUCUUCGACCAGAUCUCGGUCCCUGCUGCGCUCAUCCAGUCUGGGGUGCUGCGCUGCUACUGCCCAGCCCACGAGGCGGGCCUGGUGCCACUGCAAGUCGCUCAGGACUCCUGCCUGCUCUCCCCCUCCGUCCUGUUCGAGUACCGGGCGCGGAACUUCCUGGCGCUGCCCAGCACCCAGCUGGACUGGCUCUCCUUGGACGGUGAGUGGGGGAUGCGCCCCCCCCGCCCAGCCGCAGGCAGGGGACCCGGUGGGCUUUUUCCCUGCAGGGCUCCCACACCCCAUACAGGUGGUAGCCCUCCGCUUACAACUGUUCCUUUUAAUGACUGCUCAAAGUCACAGUGACAGUGAAAAAAGUGACUUCUGGCCAUUUCCCACUCUUACGACCGUUGCAGCGUCUCUGGUCACGUGAUCCAAAGUCAGACUUCUUUUCUCAGAUGGCCCAGAGUUAUGACAAUUGCCGUAUCCUCGGAUUAUGUGAGCUCCCUUUCCAGCCGUCGGACAGACGAAGCCAAUGGGGAAGCCAGACUCACUUAACAACCGGGUUGCUAGCUUAACAACUUCAGCGAUUCCCUUAACAACCGGGGCAAGAAAAGUCGUAAAAGGGGGCAAACCUCAUUUAGCAACUGUCUCGCUUAGCAACAGAAAUUUGUUGCUUCUUUGCGGCCGUACGUUGAGGACUGCCUGUGGAGCCAUAGAAUCUCAGGGCCAAAAGGGACCUCGGGGGUCUUUGCGUUGCCCCUCGGAGCCCACGGCGGGCACUGCCCCAUGGCCAGGCUGAGGUCCAGGGCUCCGGAGGGUUGUUUGUGUCGGAAAAAGCCGCGCUGGGCCUGGCCUGGGUGUCGCCUUACGCGGAUAUUCCUGGCAUGUGCAACGGAAAGGCUGGGAGGGGCCAGGAGUUUCCAUGACGGGCUGCGCUGGCCCCACAGCUCCCCUCUGGGGAGGGUGAGGCCAGGCCGCCCCCUCCUCCUCCCUCGACCCUCCCCUGCCCCAGAGCCCCUCACCCUGCUCAGCAGAUGCCCAGGGCUGGGUGGGCACCCACAUCUACUGCUCCCCCUCAGUGCAUCGGAGUAGCCCCCCCCCGCUUCAGUCCCAGGGGGGGCAGCUGACCCAUCCCCCCUGCCCUGGCUGAAUCCCCUCUCC